This is a messenger RNA of Penicillium argentinense, 216 nucleotides long. RefSeq lists its product as uncharacterized. The transcript has a single exon. The coding region runs from base 1 to 216 and encodes 71 amino acids. The record is from RefSeq and is a predicted model, not a curated record. Lineage: Eukaryota; Fungi; Ascomycota; Eurotiomycetes; Eurotiales; Aspergillaceae.
AUGGUCAUUACCGCAGCCAUGCUCUAUCUCUACUGGAAGAUAUUCAAGCGGACCAAGGUGGUAGAUGCCAUAGAUGUGGACCUGGUUUGGGAAGGACCUCUGAUCGACGCCUACGAGAAUGGGUUAACCACCACGCCCAGCGGAUUCUGGAGAGAGCUGUGGGGACUGCUGGGUUGGAAGGCUGAAAAGGAGAAGCUAACAGUGGACGAUCGAUAA